Messenger RNA from Helianthus annuus (common sunflower), 895 nucleotides. RefSeq lists its product as uncharacterized. The transcript has a single exon. The record is from RefSeq and is a predicted model, not a curated record. NCBI's taxonomy places the organism in Eukaryota, Viridiplantae, Streptophyta, Magnoliopsida, Asterales, Asteraceae. Bases 37 to 573 code for a protein of 178 amino acids. Gene Ontology annotation, cellular component: chloroplast.
ACAAAUUUCAUCCACCACCAUAAUCCUCCAUCCACCAUGAACUCCUCCAUCCUUCCAUUCACCAAAUCCAUCACCAAUUCCCCUCACAUAUUCACCACCGCCAGGCCUCACCACCACCACCACCACCACCACCAACCACCACCACCACUCCACCUCACAAGAAACAACAGCAAUGAUUCAAGUAACAACACCACCACCAACACAGCUUCUUCUGAUGACACUAGCAGUGCAACCUCAUCACCGCAACCGGUUCAGAUAAAAUUCAAACGCGGGGCGAGGAGGAAAACACGAAGAAAGCAAGAAAGCGGAUCGAAUGAAAAUGUGAUGAUGAUGAUGAAGAAAGAAGUAGUGAAAAAAGACUGGGAGGAAAUGACAGUUACAGAAAAAGCAUUGGAAUUGUAUGUAGGCGAAAAGGGUUUGUUGUUUUGGAUUAACAAGUUUGCUUAUGCAUCCAUUUAUAUCAUAAUUGGUGCUUGGAUUCUGUUUCGGUUUGUUGGUCCUGCUCUUAAUCUUUAUCAGCUUGAUGCUCCGCCUUUAUCGCCUACUGAUGUACUUAAGGGAUCUCCUAAAUGAUGCAGACACAACCCAGAUUCAUAGUUUUUUUCUAUAAUUUCAGUUGAUAAGAAUUGUGUCUGAUACGAAAUUGUAUCGCGGGUCGAAUAGUAAACACAAAGUUUUCCCACAACUUUUUUUUUUACCUUAUUUGUGUACAAUUUAUUAUCCUUUUUGUGUGUGAUGCAAGACUCUAGGUGUAUUAGUGGAAGCCUGAUAAGCUAAGACUCCUAGCUGUAAAUUUACAUAUCAUCGCCAUCUUUGAGGUGUGAUAUGGUACAAAAUUAGGAAGAACAAGGUCAUGUUAUUGAUCAAAUGAAAUUUUCUAGACUCUAAGCAGUAA